CAGUGAAAACCACCACCUGUCCUCAACACCUGACGCGAGUGUUUCUGAGGGAGUGUUGGCCGCGCUGCUUGCCUUGCUCCUGCCGGCGUGAAGGGCGCUGUGGGGGGAGUGCCGGCGUGUUAGAGUGACGUGAGGAGAGUGAGUGAGAUGGUAGCGCGUGUGGAGACCCAGGACGGCGCCAAGAAGAGGGACCAGAGGUGUGGGCCGUGAAGAUGCGUGGUGUUGGUGGUGAAGCAGAGAGUGGUGGCGGUGGCGACAUGGUGACACUGGCUACCGUGUUGAAGUGCCGGGGAGCGCCGCUGAAGGAAGAAGAAACGUGGGCCCUUCUUGCCGCCACAGCCACUACAGUACAGGACGCCCUUCUCUCAGGGGAAGGCGUGUACGGCGUUGUGGUGUGUCCUGAGGGCGUGGCGCUGCGGAGGUGUGGGCGUGUGGAACUGCUACCUACCACUGCUGCCGCCCACGCACUCUUCCUGCCGCCCAUUGAGGAGCAGCAUGACGGAGAGCGGGUGCUGGUGUUCUCCCUUGGACGGACCCUGUGGGAGGCUGCUGGGGCUGGGUGCGAGGGCAGCGGUGGGAGUGGCGGCGGCGGUGUGUCCCCCAGCCUGCGGUCCACCCUGGCGGCCAUGACACACUCCCUCCCCGCCCACCGCCUCGCUCUGGUCCACAUUUUCCAGCUGUUGGUGGAGCGGCUGGACACGAGAAACGCCCUCAACUACACCGCCACCGUGCGAGCCCUGCACGAGGAGGCGUGUGGUGGUGGUACCCCGCCAGCACCAACCCCAGACCCCGCCCCGCUCUCCUUCGGGGAGGCUCGGGGCAGGUCAUACUCUGCAUUAGAGCCCCGCACGUCAUCUUCCAGGAACCUGAGCCGCGCCUCGGAGCAGUCCGUCAGCGUGGAGGAUCUAAGGGCAGCGCACCUGUCGCUGCAGAGUGCGGUGCAUAACCCAGACAGUUUGCCUCGGUCAGCCAGCAUUCUGGGCCAGAGCAGAGCAACGCCACGCCCCACCCCCCGGACAUCACUGCAUGAGGGCCAGCAGAUCUCCAAGGAGGCUGAGGAGAGGAGUCUAGUGAGGGCCAAAAGAACAUUUCAUUCUCUUGGGUCACUCAGCACUACCAAAGAAAACGUGCCACCUGCAACCAGCACUCCCACCAGCACCACCUCAGCACUCCACAUGAGCCCGAUCCAGGAGGCACCUCAGGGUAGGCCGGCAGACCAAAGUGGCUCAACAGGAAAGGCUUCUUGUGGGGUGGAGCCCAAGACAACUGUGACUGUGGGCCGGAGUGCCACGGUGGCUGGGGACAUCAAGGUACAUGGCUGAGUAUGUUAUCGGGUGGAAAAGAACAAUACCGCUUGCAUUACUGGCUUCUGUUUUGGCACAUGGAUCUGUGUAAAGCCAGAGAUCCAUUGAGUGCUGGCUGUUUGUGAUUCAGCUAGGACAUGGAUCCUUGUUACCUGGGUUUGCUGUGGACCAUUUUCAUUCAAUCUUUGUUUUAGUGUUUGGUUUUAUAAGUUUAUGUAUUGGUAUUAGCCAACUACUGUGAUGUGUGGCACCCUUUGCCUUGCCUUUGUGAAAUAAAAAUAGUAACAGUGCUCAUCAUUAGAGUUGUCACUGGGACUUCAUUGGUUA
This is a messenger RNA of Portunus trituberculatus (swimming crab), 1631 nucleotides long. RefSeq lists its product as uncharacterized. NCBI's taxonomy places the organism in Eukaryota, Metazoa, Arthropoda, Malacostraca, Decapoda, Portunidae. The transcript is spliced from 7 exons. Bases 213 to 1322 code for a protein of 369 amino acids. The record is from RefSeq and is a predicted model, not a curated record.